This is a messenger RNA of Podospora pseudocomata, 1473 nucleotides long. RefSeq lists its product as uncharacterized. The record is from RefSeq and is a predicted model, not a curated record. Bases 413 to 1219 code for a protein of 268 amino acids. Lineage: Eukaryota; Fungi; Ascomycota; Sordariomycetes; Sordariales; Podosporaceae. The transcript has 2 exons.
CACUAAAACAACAAGCUUAAAUUUCACGAUUGGAAGGAUUGAGGGGUUUCCUGUUCCGAUUUUGGGGGACGGCACAGGUCACACCCAAUGCUGUGUGCCUGUGUCAUUCGAAGCCCGAGAGGAGACACGCGCGACAAAAUGCAGACGGCAUUUUCAAACCCCACCCCUGAUAGAGUAUCUCUCUGGUUUUGAGUUCAUUCAUACACUACCCGAGCACCACCUCCCCCCAGGGAUGAUGUGGACGGGAGAUGUUUUUCAUUUUGCUCUCUCCUUCUACCCACACACUCGUUCGAUCAUGACACCACACCGUAUGAUUUGGUGACCAUCUCACGCGCGCAACUUGACAACACAACGCCCUGGCCGGCGACAACAUAAGGCUAUCUUAUUAUUCACUUAAUUACUCACACACAAUAUGGACGCCCCAGAAGCAGUCGGGCCACCGGUCAAGUCCCUCUCUCACAUCUUCCGCCGGAACCAACUCAGAAUUCAAUCCCCCGGCCCUUGGAGUCCGAGGAAAUGGCCGCCAAAGAGCCCCUUGGGGAUGUACGAGUUCUCAACGACAUCAGCGAGAAACAAAGAGGAAGGCAUCAGCGAAUUCACCACCAAAGGAGGGAGAGACAAGGACAACAACGCCGGACCAACAAUAUGGGGCUUUCGUCGACCAACCUUCUUCCUGAGUGUAGCACUAGCGGUGGUGAUUCUCAUCGCCAUAAUCGUCGGCGGAGUAGCAGGGACAACAGCAGUGGCCAACGCACGGAGUGAAUCUUCCCUCUGUCCCCUCCCCACAACAGUAACCAUCACCUCUCCUCCCUCCCCAACCCAAACCACCGGCCCCGAAGCCAUCACCGUCCCCCGCCUCGGCCUUCUGGAUUUCGACUGCGGCCGCAUAGCCCUCUCUCGGCAGAUCAUCACCCUGGGCACAAACAGCUGGUCGUUCGACGUGAACUGCAUGAUGGACUUCAAGGGAGUAGGCGUGGAUUUGACAGGGAUGACAAGCUACACCUUUGAAGACUGCAUAAAGGCUUGCGCGAUCUACAAUAACAUAGCACGGAACAACACGUGUGUUGGGGUGGGGUUUAGUGCAAACCUGACGACGAUAUUACCCAAGGUGGGAGGAAAUUGCUGGUUGAAGGGGUAUUUACCGGAGAUGAGCCCCGAGAUGAACUUGGGGGCUGUGGCGGUGGUGGUUAGUGGGCCUAAGUUUAUGGUUGAGGGGUGAUGGGGAGGAUAGUAACUUGAACGGGGAGAAUGGGCAGAGGGAAAGCAUGCAAAACUUGCAAUUUGGCGAGAUGUAUGUCGAUCGUGAACAACGACGAUGACGGCGAAGAGAGGUAAUACCCAGUGCGGUGUGGUCGCAGGUUGAACCCAGGCGUUUUUUUUUCUUGUACGUAAGUGGUUGGACAGGUAAUGAAUGAUAUGUAUUUAAUCACAUUUCUCUCUCUUGUAAUGAUGAUGAUGAUGGUGAUGAUGAUG